Messenger RNA from Helianthus annuus (common sunflower), 1772 nucleotides. RefSeq names its product cyclic dof factor 2. Gene Ontology annotation, biological process: regulation of DNA-templated transcription. NCBI's taxonomy places the organism in Eukaryota, Viridiplantae, Streptophyta, Magnoliopsida, Asterales, Asteraceae. Bases 114 to 1451 code for a protein of 445 amino acids. The record is from RefSeq and is a predicted model, not a curated record. Gene Ontology annotation, molecular function: DNA-binding transcription factor activity; DNA binding. The transcript has 2 exons.
AGUAGAAUCAAAACCACCAACACACACACAAAAGAUCCGCACCGUAUUCUUCCCACACCCGAUUAGAUCUCCUAAUAUUAUCCAUCCAAAUCCAACCGUCCGAUCUGCCGGAAAUGUCGGAUCCCGCCAUUAAGCUCUUCGGUAAGACCAUUCAGCUGCCGGAUGACGCUGAUGUUGACGCCGUUAACACCGAAGAUCCGCCGCCGUCGGAUGAUGAUGAUGACUGCAAAUCGUACGGUGAUUGUAAGGGCCAGCCUGACGAGAAACCCGUUGAUAAAGAAGAGGAAAUAACCCAUUCCUCAAUUUCUGAAGACGUUACCGAGCCAAACGCAUCUUCAACAUUAAAUGAGAACCCUACCACAACACUUUCCGCUGAAAACGAAUCUGCUACUGCAAAAGUAUCAAAAUCAGAGGAAGAACAAAGUGAACAGGAAAAGACGUUAAAAAAGCCAGACAAAAUACUUCCGUGUCCUCGAUGUAACAGCAUGGAUACGAAAUUUUGUUACUACAACAAUUACAACGUUAAUCAACCUCGACACUUUUGCAAGAACUGUCAAAGAUACUGGACAGCUGGCGGGACAAUGAGGAAUGUUCCUGUUGGUGCGGGCCGUCGUAAGAAUAAAACUUCACAGUCUCAGUACCGUCAAAUAACGGUCACCGAACCUGUUCCUGGUGAUUUGAAUAAUACGCUUCUUAAACCCAAUGGCACGGUCCUUACGUUUGGUUCCGACGCACCUCUGUGUGAGUCAAUGGCAUCUGUUUUGAAAAUUGCGGAUAAAACAAUGAGACAAGAUAGUUUCCGUAAGCCGGAAGAUAUAAUAAUCCCGGGUCCUUCAAGUAAUGAUGAUAACACAAAUAGACCGUCAGCAACGGGGCCCGCGUUCUGCCCACCAGGCUUUCCUGGCGCACCAUGGCCAUACCCGUGGCCCCCACAAAUGGGUCCUGCGUUCUGCACGCCGGGCUUUCCUAUGCCGUUCUACCCCGCAGCACCGUAUUGGGGUUGUGCUAUACCCGUACCAAGCCCAAGCUCUGGCCCAGGUUUGAGCCCGGGCCCAUGGAGUAUGCAGUGGGUUCCUCAUCCGUCGAGUUACCAUCCUGCCCCUCCGGUUACAUACGCCGCGUCUCCGUCCAGUCCGAUAUCCCCGACGUUGGGGAAACACUCACGGGCCGAGAACGGAGAAGAUGAAAUCAUAAAAGAAAACGAAGCGGAAAAAAGUCUAUGGGUUCCGAAAACGUUGCGGAUUGAUGACCCGGAAGAAGCUGCAAAAAGCUCGAUAUGGGCUACGUUGGGAAUCAAAAACGAUAGAACCACUAGCGGAAAUGGUGGAGGUGUGUUUAAGGCGUUCCAAUCCAAAAGCGAAGACAAAAGCCCGAUCAAAGAAGCGUCUCCCGCACUUCAAGCUAACCCUGCGGCAUUAUCUCGGUCGCUUAAUUUCCAAGAGAGCUCGUAAGUAAGUAAGUAACAAGUGGUUGAUUUUGCGAGAUUUUGUGGCAAUGGAAACCGCAAAGGUGUAUGUGUUGCAUGGAGAUGGGCUUCAGUGACAUGCAAAAAUGGGAAGCGAGGUAAGUUAAUUCCGUCCGUUGUAGUUUCCAUUGUUCCAAAGAGAUAGAGACAGUGUGUACUUUGAAUUCGAAAGUGUUCUUGAGUUUAGUGUACAUAUGUUAUAUGUGAAAUAGUGAAGAAGGUAGAACAGAUGGAGUGUGUGCAGUGAAAUAAGGUAACAAACGUUAAUCUUUAAUCUUAUUUUGGCCAUUGAAUGCGUUACUGCUAA